AUGUCCAAUUUUAAGGAAAAGUUUGUAGAAGGUGAUCUAAGAUAUAUAAAGAAACAGUUAUCCUUAUCCAAUAAUCUUGGAGAUAUGAAGAAUGAACCAGAUGACAAUUCAGCUAUGAAAAAGAAGGCUGAAAUUAAGGAAGGGUCUAUUGAAGGCGAUCCAAGAUAUAUAGACAGUAAUUUAUCUACAUCAACAUGUCUUGAGGAUCUGAAGAAUGAACCAGAAGAUUCAGCUAUGAAAAUAAAGGCUGAAAUUAAGGAAGAGUUUUUUGAAGGUGAUCCAAGAUUUAUAGAGAGUCAGUUAUCCACAUCCAUAUAUCUUGAGGAUCUGAAGAAUGAAUCUGAAGAUAACUUAGACGCCAACAAUUUAAAUUUGAAGAUACAACAGUUGUUGCCAGGGAACUUGGUAUCAUACAAAUCUAUUGAUACAGUUUGCGAUGUCAGCGAAGCUGUCAAUUUUCCCAGAGAAUUUUUAAACUCACUGGAUUUGCCAGGCAUGCCACCGCAUAAUUUACAAUUGAAAGCUGGAUCUCCAAUUAUCUUGCUUCGUAAUUUAAACCAGCCACGGCUGUACAACGGUACGCGAUUAGUCAUUCGAAAAUUGAUGAAAAACGUUAUCGAAGCCAGCAUUUUAAAUGGCAAGUUCAAAGGUGAAAAUAUAUUAAUACCACGGAUUUCUAUCAUACCUACAGAUGUGCCAAUUCAAUUCAAACGAAUUCAGUUUCCGAUUAGAUGGGCAUUUGCAAUGACAAUCAACAAAUCCCAAGGCCAAACGAUGUCUAUUUGUGGCUUAGAUUUGAGUACACCAUGUUUUUCACACAGGCAAUUGUACGUAGUAUGCUCUCGAGUGGGUAAACCGUCCAGUUUGUUUGUGCUCACUAAAGAUGGGCUAACAAACAAUAUUGUUCACGAUAUAGCAUUAAGAGAUUGA
Diabrotica balteata is the source of this 930-nucleotide messenger RNA. NCBI's taxonomy places the organism in Eukaryota, Metazoa, Arthropoda, Insecta, Coleoptera, Chrysomelidae. The record is from the annotation of a GenBank genome assembly.